GUGCCGCCCGUCCGCUGGCUCUCGGCCCUUCGGCUUUUCCCGAAGCUACUCCUAUGUCGCCCGGGUGCCCGACCGGACCGCCAUCAUGUUGUUCAAGGAGUGUUGAGUGUUGACUGUUAUUUUUUCGUGUAAUUUCUAAAGGCAAUAAUGUCGUCUAUCUUUAAAAGUCAUGAGGGAUUCUGCCCCGAUUGUGGUUCAGUGUUACCCUUACUUCAAGGAAUUGGUGGUGUGACGUGUUACACUUGUAAACAUGUAUUCAGCCCUGAAGUAUUUGGAAAAAUGGAAUCUACUUAUACUAUCCAAUUUAACACGAGACCAACAGCAGAUUCUUACUCGAAGAAGAAGAAGAAAAAGUCAUUUUCAAGUGAGGAACCUGAAGGCCCGGUUGUGGAGAGACGAUGCCCAGCUUGCAAAAAUGAAACUAUGUCCUAUGCCACAUUGCAAUUGCGUUCAGCAGAUGAAGGACAAACUGUCUUCUAUACAUGCACAAAGUGCAAGUACAAAGAGACUGAAAAUUCAUGAAAAUGUUUAUCCUAUUUUGUAUUUAAUAAUGUCUUUUUUCCUUUUUUUAAAUCAUUGUGAAUUAUAUUUUACAACCACUA
Messenger RNA from Thrips palmi, 602 nucleotides. RefSeq names its product DNA-directed RNA polymerase I subunit RPA12-like. Gene Ontology annotation, cellular component: RNA polymerase I complex. Lineage: Eukaryota; Metazoa; Arthropoda; Insecta; Thysanoptera; Thripidae. Gene Ontology annotation, molecular function: DNA-directed RNA polymerase activity; zinc ion binding; nucleic acid binding. The transcript has 3 exons. Gene Ontology annotation, biological process: termination of RNA polymerase I transcription; DNA-templated transcription. The record is from RefSeq and is a predicted model, not a curated record. Bases 148 to 522 code for a protein of 124 amino acids.